GCCCCUCGCCCGCGGCCGCGGGGGGUGGGGCGGCCUCGCCUCGGGCCGGUGCUCCUCGCCCUCGGUUGGCCGCCAGAGGCUCCCUCUCUCUCCUCUCCCGGGAUUUUGCUGCCGGGCUCCCUCUCUCUGCGGCCCUAGAGUUAAUCCCAUCAGCGAGGGAGCUCGGCUCUCCCGGGGCCACACUGGGAUCCGCCUGGCAGCCGCCGGGAGCCGCAGCCAAUGUGUUAGGACUUCAGGUGCUUCUUGGCACAAAGCUAGACUGCGACCUCCUACCAUAGCGCUUGGCGUCACCUGCUCUCCCGGCCCUGCCCCGGGGCCGAGGGAUUGCGUCCCGAACCAGGCUUGGGAACCGGCUGCCUCUCAAAUGAACCUCUAGUCUUGCUUUGAAAAAGCCAUUUUGUGUAACUCUUGACUGAAUAAUUUCCUAAUACACCUGUUGGGAGGAUCACUGAUACAGUAUGCCAUUUGAGAGGUACUUUUUCUUGAUCAAAUACUGGUGAUUAGAGAAGAGAGGUGUUUUGUUUUUUUGUUUUUUGUUUUUUGUUUUUUCUGAUCAUUAUGAACAUUGGCUUUUCACCCCUGAAGUAAAAAUGUUGAAAACCGAGUCUUCAGGUGAACGAACCACUCUCAGAAGUGCCUCUCCUCACAGGAAUGCAUACAGAACUGAGUUCCAGGCACUGAAAAGUACCUUUGACAAACCCAAGUCAGAUGGGGAGCAAAAAACAAAAGAAGGUGAGGGCUCCCAGCAGAGCAGGGGGAGGAAAUAUGGCUCCAAUGUCAACAGAAUCAAAAAUCUAUUUAUGCAGAUGGGUAUGGAACCCAGUGAAAAUGCCGCAGUCGUUGCCAAAACAAGGGGGAAAGGUGGACCUUCAUCUCCACAGAGAAGAAUGAGGCCCAAAGAAUUUCUGGAAAAAACAGAUGGCUCGGUUGUUAAGUUGGAGUCCUCUGUUUCAGAACGAAUUAGUAGAUUUGACACGUUGUACGAUGGCCCUUCCUAUUCUAAGUUCACAGAAACUCGGAAGAUGUUUGAGAGAAGUGUGCACGAAUCAGGACAAAACAACCGCUAUUCCCCAAAGAAAGAGAAAGCUGGAGGUAGUGAACCUCAGGAUGAGUGGGGUGGUUCGAAGUCCAACAGAGGCAGUACCGAUUCCUUGGAUAGCCUUAGCUCUCGGACAGAGGCUGUCUCCCCAACUGUGAGUCAACUGAGUGCAGUAUUCGAGAACACCGAUUCCCCCAGUGCCAUCGUUUCUGAGAAGGCUGAGAACAGUGAAUACUCAGUGACUGGACAUUAUCCUCUGAACCUACCAUCUGUUACUGUUACAAAUCUUGAUACCUUUGGUCACCUUAAGGAUUCUAAUUCUUGGUCUCCUCCAAGCAAACUCAGUGAUGAUGCAGAGGAUGCUCAGAAGAGUCAUACAACUCCAGUCCCAGAAGUGGCUCUGAAAAGUACCUCUCCAGCCUCGAUGCCAAGUGAAGAGACACAGCAGAGAAAGGAAGCCGAGGACUCCACAUCUAACCAAGAGACUCCUGACAGAGGUGACAGAGACAUUCCUGAAGAGCCUCGUGCUGAACAUAAGGCAAUGCCAGAGUCUGAAAUCCCUUCACCACAGAAUGAACCUUUAGGAGACGCUGAGGCUAAUUUAGUUGGGAGUGAGGCAGCAAUGCAUCAGAAGAAAGAACUUGCAGGUGGUGAUUUUACCUCUGCUGAUGCUUCUGGAUCCAGUGGUGGAAAAGAAGGACCUGAAGAUUCAGAUCAUUUUGAGAGUUCCCAUGUUUACAUGCACAGUGACUACAAUGUAUAUAGGGUAAGAUCCAGGUAUAAUUCAGACUGGGGAGAGACAGGCACUGAACAGGAUGAGCAGGAAGAUAGUGAUGAAAACAAUUACUAUCAACCUGAUAUGGAAUACUCGGAAAUUGUUGGAUUGCCAGAAGAAGAAGACAUCCCAGCAAAUAGGAAAAUUAAGUUUAGUAGUGCUCCGAUUAAGGUUUUCAGCACAUAUUCCAAUGAAGACUAUGACAGGAGGAACGAUGAAGUGGAUCCUGUGGCUGCUUCUGCAGAGUAUGAACUUGAAAAGCGUGUAGAAAAGCUGGAGCUUUUCCCAGUGGAACUAGAGAAAGAUGAGGAUGGACUUGGUAUAAGCAUUAUUGGAAUGGGUGUUGGAGCAGAUGCUGGACUUGAAAAGCUGGGAAUAUUUGUCAAGACAGUAACAGAAGGUGGUGCUGCUCAGAGGGAUGGCAGAAUACAAGUUAAUGACCAGAUUGUGGAAGUGGAUGGAAUCAGCUUGGUGGGUGUCACACAGAAUUUUGCUGCAACAGUUCUCAGAAACACCAAGGGCAAUGUCAGAUUUGUUAUUGGGCGAGAAAAACCAGGACAAGUGAGUGAGGUUGCCCAGUUGAUAAGCCAAACACUGGAACAAGAAAGGCGCCAGAGAGAGCUGCUGGAGCAGCACUAUGCACAGUAUGACGCCGACGAUGACGAGGUAACGAUGGAGGAUUUCAAUAAGCCCCUCACACAGUCAGCACUAUCUCACGAAAUUCUGGGGAGCACUGUGGCUGAAUUGCAAGGAGUGUCUGGCAACAGCAAUAACAAUAACAACUAUUUCCUUAAGACAGGAGAAUAUGCCACAGAUGAAGAGGAGGACGAGGUGGGACCUGUUCUUCCUGGCAGUGACAUGGCCAUUGAGGUGUUUGAGCUGCCUGAGAAUGAGGACAUGUUUUCCCCCUCAGACCUAGACACAAGCAAGCUCAGUCACAAGUUCAAGGAGUUGCAAAUCAAACAUGCAGUUACAGAAGCAGAGAUUCAAAAAUUGAAGACCAAGCUGCAAGCAGCAGAAAAUGAGAAAGUGAGGUGGGAACUAGAAAAAACCCAACUCCAACAGAAUAUAGAAGAGAAUAAAGAGAGAAUGCUGAAGUUGGAGAGCUACUGGAUUGAGGCUCAGACCUUAUGCCACACAGUGAAUGAGCAUCUCAAGGAGACUCAAAGCCAGUAUCAGGCCUUGGAGAAGAAAUAUAACAAGGCAAAGAAAUUGAUCAAGGAUUUUCAACAAAAAGAACUUGAUUUCAUCAAAAGACAGGAAGCAGAAAGAAAGAAAAUAGAAGAUUUGGAAAAAGCUCAUCUUGUGGAAGUCCAGGGUCUGCAAGUACGGAUUAGAGAUUUGGAAGCUGAAGUAUUCAGACUAUUGAAGCAAAAUGGGACUCAAGUUAACAAUAACAACAACAUCUUUGAGAGAAGAACGUCCCUUGGUGAAGUCUCUAAAGGAGACACCAUGGAGAACUUGGAUGUCAAGCAGACAUCUUGUCAAGAUGGCCUUAGUCAAGGAAAAGAAGAGUCAUUCUGUAAAUAUUGUCAUUCAGUGGAUGUAUCUCCUAGGGAAAAUAUAUUUAAUAUAACUGUUAGAACCAUAUGCCAAAUGCAAGGUUCCAUAGACUUGAAUGAGGCAGUCCCAGAGACAGAGCGCCUGGAUUCAAAAGCACUAAAAACCCGAGCCCAGCUCUCCGUGAAGAACAGACGCCAGAGGCCCUCUAGGACAAGACUCUAUGAUAGUGUCAGUUCAACAGAUGGGGAAGACAGUCUGGAGCGAAAGCCUUCAAACAGUUUCUAUAACCACACGCACAUUACCAAAUCACUUCUGCCCAAGGGUUUGAGAACUUCUCCAGAAUCAGAUUCUGGUGCUCCAUCCCUCACUCCGGCGGCUGGCAGUGUGCCCUUCUCCUCUGACCACGUAGCUGAAUUUCAAGACGGACCACUGCACCCGGAAAAGGAGCCCUCCCCCUUUCUUUGGGGAGACACUUCACACUCCUCUCCUUCAAAAUCUGAUCAUGAUAUAGAAGAAUCUCCUUGCCACCAUCAACCCACCACCAAGAAAAUACUACAGGAAAAAGAUGGUGCCAAGGGUCCCAGAUCACUAAGGGCAUCCAGUUCAUUGGUGGUACAAGGAGGAAAAAUUAAGCGCAAGUUUGUGGAUCUGGGGGCACCUUUGCGAAGGAAUUCCAACAAAGGAAAGAAAUGGAAAGAAAAAGAAAAAGAAGCCAAUAGGUUUUCUCCGGGUAGCAGGAUCUUCAGAGGCAGGCUGGAACACUGGAAACUGAAGCCAUCUCCGGCGCCUCAGGCCUCCACGCGCUCACCGUGCAUGCCUUUCUCGUGGUUUAAUGAAAGCCGGAAAGGAUCCUAUUCCUUCAGGGACCUGCCUUCACCUAUGAGUCCCCUUCAGCCUUCUCCUGAAACUCUAAUUUCAGAUAAAAAGGGGUCCAAGAAUUUCACCUUCAACGAUGACUUCAGUCCCAGCAGUACCAGUUCGGCAGACCUUAGUGGCCUAGGAGCGGAACCCAAAACACCAGGGCUCUCUCAGUCCUUAGCACUCUCAUCAGAUGAGAGCCUGGAUAUGAUAGAUGACGAGAUCCUUGAUGAUGGACAGUCUCCCAAACACAGUCAGUGUCAGAAUCGGGCCGUUCAUGAAUGGAGCGUGCAGCAGGUUUCUCACUGGCUCAUGAGCCUAAAUCUGGAGCAGUAUGUAUCUGAAUUCAGUGCCCAAAACAUCACUGGCGAGCAACUCCUGCAGUUGGAUGGAAAUAAACUUAAGGCUCUGGGAGUGACGUCAUCCCAGGACCGAGCAGUGGUCAAAAAAAAACUCAAGGAAAUGAAGGUAUCUCUGGAGAAGGCUCGAAAGGCUCAAGAGAAGAUGGAAAAACAAAGAGAAAAGCUGCGAAGGAAGGAACAAGAGCAAAUGCAGAGGAAAUCUAAAAAGACAGAAAAGAUGACCGCUGCAUCAGAGGGUGCUGGCGAGCAGUAACACACCUCCCUCUACCCCCAGCACCCCAGACAGCUCUCCCCUCCUCCUGCCCUGCUCUCCUGCAAAGGACGAAGGAACUCGUGACAGCGGUAACGUGCUCUAGGCCGACGGGGGAACCGCAUGGGGGCAUAACUGCGUUUUCUGCAAUGAUAGAAUACACUUUUAAUUUUGACCUCCCGAAAUAAUCCCAAGCCACCUUUGUUUCUUAUCAAACCAAGGAUCUUAUUUGUGAAAGAUGCAAAAUAGCUGUGUUUCUCUCUUCUGUUACUUACCAGCGUCUUGGGCUGCGUUGGGUGGGUGUCUCACAGGGGGGACCCAGUGUCACCCUGCCCAACAAAAGCAUGACACGCCCGGUGGUGUUAGUGGAGCGCCAUGACCUUCCAGUCUGGGAACCCGAAACGGGGCAACGGCACAGAUCUGGGCGGCCCAAGCACCGGCCUGCCAGGAGAUCUGGGCUCUAGGGUCUACGCUGCUGUGUGGGCAAGUUUCCCCCCUCAUUUCUGUGUCUGGACAGCGAGCCGACCCCCCUGUAGAAACACGGGUGCUCCGCCACAUGACUGGUCCCCUGCUCAAAGGCGAGCGCCCUCUCCUGCUCGCUGGGCAUCGGAAAAAGAGAGAAGAAUUCGUUACCUGUUAACUCCAGAAGGAAACCGAAGCCUUCAGGAUGUGGAUGUGGGUAUUGCCUUGGGGCUCUGGGGGCGACAGCUGUCCCCUAGAGUUAGCCGUGAAGGCAGCCACGGGCUCCGGGACCGUUGUUGGCUCCGCUCCCGCUGCACGCUCGGCGGGUCAGCGACCCCGACACACAGACCGUAGUUCCCUCUUUCCCCAGCAAAUUCGACAGGAAAUUGAUUUUUAAGGAAACCAACAUUUUCAGGUUUCCUCCCCUGGGGAACAUUCCGACUAGUCUUCAGCCUGACUGUGACACAAUCAGGAACCUGUCACAGAUUUUCUACUUAAGAUUUCCCAAGUGGGCUCAGUUAGUGUUUUAACAAAUGUCCUUUUAAGACCAAUAGAAAUACCGGUUAGAGAAAAUUCAGAUUUGAGGAGCGGUCAACCAGAGAAGCAAUUUUUCGAGCACAUGGAAUGUUCCUGUAAAGGAGAGUUGAUGGUUUCAUUUUAGAGAUGUUUUGAAUGGUUUUUCUGAGCCAUUCUCUUUCGUUCUGAAGCGAUUUCCACGUUACAGGUAAAGUUCGUGUAAGAGUACCCACACAGGCUGCAGUCUACCAGUGGAGACAGUCAUGCUUAUUUUCAAGCCAGUAUUAAGGAUUUCAGUGUUUCAUCAAAGUAAUUCAAGUGUAAGAGACUAGGCCAGAAAGAGGAGAAAAUCAACUCAUCUUGAGAAAUUUCAAAUGAUCGGAUGUUGUUUGUCAUUGUUUUGCUUUUUAUGCUUGUGUUUCUGGUUGUCUUUGCUGCGUUGGCUAUAAAAAUGAGGUCAUCCACUUUCCAAGGGACGAGUUUCAAAAUAAGAGUUGAGGCCGGACAAAUCUUGAACUAAUAUUUUACUUCCUUUACUACACAGUAGGGGCGGGGGGGUCUCUGUCCAUAUCUUACCCUGGAAAUGUACACACAGAGCUUGGGGAAGGCUUUUGUUGAAGGUUACAGGUAACAGAUAAUGUAAAGGGGCUCCUGCCCAUAUAGCACCAUCUCAUUUUUUGGACAUUGUGACUUUUUAAAAUUUUGAUUUAAUUUAAUUUCUUUCUUUCAAUCUUUUUUUUUGUUUUUUUUGUUUUUUGUUUUUUUUGUUUUGUUUUUUGGCUUGCUUAUCUGAAAUCUGGAAUUGGCUAAACUAGAAACUUAUAAUUCUGUUCUUUCCCUAAGGCCUGUUAUAGUGAGCGAAUAUUGUCUGUACCCAUCCUUUUGUCCCUAGUAAAGAUCAAUCAAUGCUCUGAAACAUUGAUAUAAAGUAACAUUGUGAUUCACGAUUAUUAAAGUCACUAUGUAUGUUUUUCUGACUAUCUUCAUUUGGUGUAUGAUAAUGAAACUGCCAUACUGGAUACUCUAUUAAUAUUUCAGAUGUGUGGUGCUUUGCUAUUUAUUAAUACCUUGAGAAACAAAGAACCACUAUUCAUGAACUAUAAAAUUCAGCAGAUCUUUUCUAAUGCUAAAAGACUAAAUUAGUCAAAAUCUGGUAAUACUAGUGCUUGCUAUUGUAAGUUUUUUGCCAUUUUUGCUUAUCUGUGGGGAAAAAAGCGAUUUGGAUCACACUGGAAGUUUUGCUCUGUAUUCAUUUUAAGAGUGGAAAUAGAGGAUGAUUAUCUUAAGUUAUGUUUACACUUCGGUAAUAUUUAAAAAUGGUUGUACAUACUGGAAAUGUCUGUAAGUCUCAAUCUCUGCACAUAAUUUAUGAUCUCUAUUAUAUUACAUUUUCUUAAAUGUCUUAAAAGUAUUUUUCUUGAACUUUAUUUGUACACUCCCAAUAUUUAGACCAAUGACCAACUGAAAAUAUUAUAAAUCAAAUUAUUAUUCCUCAAGUCAUUUAUUUUGUAUUAUGACUAUUUUGAUUUUUUUAAGUUAAGUUACAGUAACUUUAGGUCUUCCAGAGUUAUUUUAAUAUUACUACUUACAACUGCUGAAAUCGUAAAAGGCAUUUGAUUUGACUGUCCAGCCAAGGAUAAAAUGUAAACUGAUUGAUCAGAGUAUGAAAACAAAGUGCAGGACCUCAGAUCUUAUGAACAUUUUGUUUUCGUAUUAUUUCUUUUCUUGACUCUAGUGCAUGAUACCUAAUGGAGGUUCCAGUGUCUUCAACAACACCCACUUUAGUGCUAGUGGUUUUCGGUAUCCAUACUGUUUAACAUAGAAUUGUUGCUUUAUGGACCUUAAAAACUCUGCAGUUUUUUUAUUUAUCAGAAAAUGAACAGAAAGGGAAUAUCUGGUUACUGUGAACUAUAUUCCCUAAAUGACAGCUCAGUAUAACUCUAACAACAGCCAAAUUGUUUUGGGGUAUAGGUAAUGCUUUGGGGGUUAGGGAAUGUGUGGUGAGGCCAAGCUGUAGACAGAGAGCGUUGUAUGAGCUGAAUGUCUGGGGCAGAGUUUUCCAUUAAAGGACUUCAGGUUUUAUAACAGAUUAUUUAAGACCAUCUCCCUUAAAGUAACUUACAGUUUAUGUAAUAGCUAUCUCAUUCUUUUUUUUUUUUCUUUUUUUAUGUGAAUCAGAAGUGUACUUCAGAGUGAUACAUUAGGGUAGAAACCUAAUUUUACCCAUUGGGUCACACUGAUGAAGUCUAUCGUUAAUUUCAUGACAAUGAAGGUAUCAUUCUGUGUUAUCCUCCUUUAGCUUGGGUGGUGGGGGAUUACCAGCCCUCAACAUUACAGUAUUUUUAACCCAUAAGUGUUCAUGACCUCAGUAUGAUAGUGCUCACUCCAAACUUAGCUUUUAAGGGGCAUGAAAUGGAAAUGCCUACUCUGUGCUUCUUUGUUGUUGGAAACAAAGUGGCAGGAGGAUAGGGGAGGAACCAAAUUAACUCUUGCUGCUGCCUUUCAUCCUGUGUCAGUCUCUGGCCCCAAAGCUUAAGCCAUCCCAGGCCCAAGCUACAAAAAUAGUCACAGGUUGUUGGAUCUAGCACCUUAAUUAGUCUUUAUGGUUUUUGCUGAAGAUAAAGAAUUCUCAUCUAGAUUCUUUGUGUAAUAGGAUCAACAUGUGCUUUAAAAUUGUAUUUUAAAAGGUAAAUAAAAAAUUGCAUCUAUAUGGAUAUUCUAACUCAUUUCUAAAUGCUAAAGAUUGUAUAGACCAAGCUUUAGGAGAAGAAGCCCAGUGUUCGAAGAUUCUAAAGGGAGAUGUCCCAACCAUUCUAAAAGAAAUGUUCAUACUUUGGAUAUGUUGUAGCCCCCCUCAAUACAUUGACAUAUUUAAGAAUUACCAAAUUCCACUUGAGCAACUAAAUUUCCUGUCCCAGUAUGGCGCUGGUGAGGGGCAUUUCAUUCUGGUGGCUGGUGCUCACCUACUUACUGCUAAGCCCGCAGCGCUUUCUGAAUGAAAGGUAAAAUGGAAAAGAGAAGUCCAGAGUUCUUAAAAAUAUAUUUUGAAAUUUACCUUAAGUCAAGGAUCUACCCAUGUACUAUUUUGAAGCUAAGCAUUUAAGGAUGAAGUCCAGAAAUAAAACAGCCUGGCUAUGUAGGCAGAUUAUAUAUAUAUAUAUAUCUUAGGGAUUUAAAGUCUCAGGAAAUUUAGCCUUGGUCCAAAACACUGGGGAAAAAAUAAUACCACACAGUACACCAGUAGUAUUUGAGUAACUUAUAGUAGCGGCAUAGAAUAUAUCCAACCAGGAAGUCAGAGGGCAAAGAAAAACCUUACAGAAUCAGUUUUCCCCUGGAAAAUAAAAGCAUCAAGUUCUACCUUAUGGUAAACAGAGUCUUUAAGUGCUUGUGUGUGAGCAUCUGUGUGGAUGUGUCGAGGGAAUGUUGUGACUUGAAGGCUCACGUCCAUGAGUGGUGAGGAUCAAGCACAGCGUGUGACCUGCUUCCAGAUCUACAGAGUGGGGAAGGAAAGAAAUGUGAUGAUUUCCAAUCUUUGGCCCUACCCCAACCCCAAAACUUCUAGAGAUUCAAGAAUGAAUAUGAGGUAAAGAAUAAGAGAACCAGAGGCAACUUCUCAAUAAUGUGCAUGCCACGUGUGUAGAUGUACAGAACUACAUAUGUGUGAAUAUAUUCCCACCUUACACACACACACAGCAAUCACAUUGCAUAAAUAUAUAUAUAUCUAUAUAUAUAUAUAUUUAUAUAGUAUAUGAAACUUGGUAAUGUCAGUUAGGACCCCCAAGCAGUAAUCAUAGCCUUAUUGCCACUUUUUGUGUGUGUAUACAUUGAAUGGCUCAUAAGAUUUUAAGAGAUUUUUUUAAUGUAAGUAUUUCUACUAAAUGCACUUAUCCUUCUACAUGUUUAUAUAUUUUGGUAAAAUUGAUUUAUUAGAUACUUGGUAUUUUAGUAAGAUAAAGUUUCCUCAAAUGUUUGGUUAAUGCUUUUGAUGUCAAGAUUGCACAUUGCUGAGUUGAACCUCAGAAAUUUAUGCAGCUUUGGGCAUUUCAACUGUGGACCGCAGUUUCCUUGGCUAAAAAUUGCACCAUGUGUUACUGUGCAUUCGCUCAUGCUCUGCAAUGAUGUAUUUGGUAGCUGUGAUGCUUAAGUCACUAACUACUGGCUCUCUGAUGGCACUUUUGCCAACACAUGAUCAUUUAUUUACUUCUUUUGUGGAGUGAUGGCAUAGUUAGGUCAUUGCCAAAUAUAAUGCAAGUGGAUAUGGGUGUGAGUGUGUUGUUGGAAGGUGUACAUUUCUCUUUCUUUCAGCUCUUUUACCCACCUACCCAGCUUUUCUUUGAAGGAUUUAAUCCUUCAUCCAUGAAAGAACAAUUGGCCACAAAUAGUUAAAUUACCUUGAAAAGUGGGAAUUGAUAGGCACUCCAGCUAGGUAACACCUUCCAACAACAUCAGGUUUAAUUAAUGCUUUGUAAAACCCCUUAAAUAUAUAUAUAUAUAUAUAUAUGUGUGUGUAUAUAUGUAUAUAUAUAUAUACAUAUAUAUGUAUAUAUGUAUGUGUGUAUGUAUGUAUACGUAUAUGUUUCCCUUAAUAUUAUUUAUGGUCAUCACUACUGCUUUUAUAUUUUUUAAUGGUGUUGCAAUUAAACAACUAGUACGCCUGCUACAUAUCAUUAACAAAACCAGCCAGCUGAAAAAAGAAACAAGAGAAUGAAUUCUGUUCCAUUGUAAGAAGUUGAUUUAUUUUAAUCUUUCUUUAUAUAUCACUAAAAGAAAAGAGUUGUUUGAAAAAUCAUUUUAAGUCCAAUAAAUAUGGAUAGCAUGUUAUCUGAAACUUUUAAUUUGUACAUUUUGGUGUCUGAUCAUUUGCAUGGAAGAGACAAUAGUGCCACGUCUGAAUUGUUCUCUUGUGCUUGGUUAAUAUGUACUUUCUCUAGAUUGUUCCGUUUCAAGCAACAUUUCUUACUCUUUGGUUUUCAGAGGCAUUCAAAGCAAACUAUCACAACGGCCCUCUGUUUUCUGACCAAUCUAAAAAUACCUGUGAUUAAAUUUAAUUUGUCGGUGUAAAUAAAUUUCUUGCCAAUGAGUAUUAUUGUUGUUAGACAACGAAUGCAAUAAAAAGAGAAAUAUGGA
Molecule: messenger RNA, 10892 nt
Organism: Canis lupus familiaris (dog)
Lineage: Eukaryota; Metazoa; Chordata; Mammalia; Carnivora; Canidae
Gene: PPP1R9A
Product: protein phosphatase 1 regulatory subunit 9A
Exons: 24
Coding region: 591-4790 (1399 amino acids)
Biological process (GO): calcium-mediated signaling; neuron projection development; actin filament organization
Cellular component (GO): cytoplasm; actin cytoskeleton; dendrite
Molecular function (GO): actin filament binding
Source: RefSeq, a predicted model, not a curated record